Messenger RNA from Tetrahymena thermophila SB210, 3450 nucleotides. Its product is annotated as mhck/ef2 kinase domain protein. Gene Ontology annotation, biological process: peptidyl-threonine phosphorylation. The transcript is spliced from 3 exons. Gene Ontology annotation, molecular function: ATP binding; protein serine/threonine kinase activity. The record is from RefSeq and is a predicted model, not a curated record. Gene Ontology annotation, cellular component: cytoplasm. NCBI's taxonomy places the organism in Eukaryota, Ciliophora, Oligohymenophorea, Hymenostomatida, Tetrahymenidae.
AUGUCUGAAAACAAUCAAAAGGAAUAGUAAGAAUUAAAAGAGUAAAAGGAGCUCAAAGAAGCGAAGGAAUUAAAAGAAUAAAAAGAGCUCAAAGAAAUCAAAGAUAGACAUCACUAGCUAAGAAAAUGCUGUAAAAAUAUCUUUGAUGAUCUCAAAACUCUAGAAGAGUAUGAGAAAUAAAUGAAGAAAGAAAAAGCACAAAAGAAAAAGAAAGAGAAAAAGUAAGAAGAAAAUAAGAAAGAAGGAGAGUCUAAACCUCUUGUCGAAGAAAUCACUGAAUAAAAAGAAUAAGUUGAGGAAGAAAUUCCUGAGAAAAAGUAGGACUUAGAAAUAAAAGACAAAACUAAAAAUGAAAAUACUGAGAACAAAGAAAAUGAAAACCCAGAUGUUGAACACAAAGAGGAUGAAGAAGAGGAAGAAGAAGCCCCUACGGUUGAUUGUGAUUUACUUUUUAUCAUGGAUUGCACUGGAUCUAUGUCUUCAUAUAUAAAUAUGUGCAGGACUUAACUCUUCUUAAUAGUGGAAUAAGUUAAGAAGCAAUUUUAGAAAUCAACUCUUAAAAUAGGAUUUGUUGGUUUCAGAGAUUUUGGUGAUAAUAAUCAAUUUGAGAUAUACUAAUUCACAACUGAAUAUGACAAAUUAAAAAGCUUUAUUAAUAGUGUUUCUGCAACUGGUGGUAAUGACACAGCUGAAGAUGUAGCAGGUGCUUUUGAAAAGGCCUUAGAAAUGAAUUGGACUUGUGAAGCUAAAUAUGCUAUCUUGAUUACUGAUGCUUAUCCUCAUGGCAACAAGUAUUGCAAAAGUAAUAGUGGAGAUAGAUACCCCAGCGGUGAUCCUAAUGGCAGAGUCCCUGAAAAUUAGAUUAUUUAAAUGAUUAAGAAGGGUAUUACUUUUUAUGGAUUGGAUGUUUCUAGCACUUCAAAUUAAAUGUAUUCAAUUUUCAACUAAGUUGUUCUUAGGUAAACAGGUAAGAAUAUGGACCGUAUCUCUAUGAGCAAUAAUAAUAAUAAUGCUAACAAUAAUGGUGGAGGAUUAGGUGAUUUACCUGCUUUUGCUAAAGCUAUUUCCACUUCUGUUACUGCUACUAUUACUUAAACCAUUACUGCUAAGACUUUAAAAUCUCAGUCAGAUGUUUUUAAUUCUAAGAUUAUGAGAAUUAUAAACAAUAAUCGUAAAUUCGGAACAAGAUUUUCAAAGACAAAUAUGUCUUCUAAAACCGAAGAUGAUGCUCUUGAGGAGUAUAAUAAUUUCCGUGCUCGCUAUUAUGACUACGACAGCUCUUCUAAUUCUGAUUAUUCAGAUAGCUUUUAUGAAGAUAGCAGUGAUGAAGAAGAAAGUUAUAUCAGGAUGCGUGGUGACUUUUCUUUUGAAAGAGUGACAUCAAAUAGUAAUCGUGGAAAUGUCAACAAGAUAAAUAGAGAGAAUAAUAAUUAUUAUAAAAAAUAUGAGCAAGAUUAAAUAAUUUAAAUGAAUGCAAGAAGAAAUUAUACAAUAGAAAGAGAUGAAUACGAAUUUAGUUCUAAUAUUGAUAAAUUAUAGUAAUAAAAACGUGAAGAUAGAAUAGAAUUAAUGACAAACAUUAUUCAUGAAGAAGAUGAGGAGGAUAUUGAAGAAUAUGAUGACGAGGAAUACGUAAAAAGACGUAAAAAUAGAGUUCUUGCUCGUUCUAACUUAUCCAUCAGUACAGCUUGCUCCUAUUCAGAUUAAGAUUUACUUGAAAAUUUAGAAAAUAUAGAUGCAAUUAAGCCUUCAGUUAGAACAGGAAUCAUCUAUGAAGAUGUCAUUGAAGAAGUUGAAGAAACAGUACCUGCUUUCAAGCAUAAAGAAGAAGAACUGGAUAAGAAUAUUCAAAUUCCUAUGAAAGAAAAAAAGAGAGUCUAAGACGAAGAUGCUAAAGAAAGAAGGGUCGAUCCUUAUAUAAAAAAAGUAAGAGAAGACGAGAAGGUUAAAGUAUUUUAAAGUAUCUGCUAUAGUUUUUAAAUCGAUGAUUCGAAAGAAAUUAAUUGGGAAGAGCCUUAGUUAGUAUAAAAUCAGAUCAAGACAACUUUGACAGUAAACAAAGAAAAGUUUUCUGAAGGAGCUAUGAGAGAAGCCUUCAAAGCCUCAGAUUAAGAUUUCGAUAUCGAACUUGUUGCAAAGCUCCACAAAGAAAUCGAAUUAAAUAGAAAAUAUAAUUUUUUGAAAAAUGAACUUACUGCAUUAAUCCUCGCUCAAUUCUUUUUAACUGAAUUCAACCAAAGAAUCUUGUUUACAAUGGAUGAAAGUGAACUACCUCCAUAGAUCUUAAGGUUUGUUGAUUGUUACAUCUAUGAAGUCAAAGAAGAGGGUGAAAGAAAUUCAUAUUUCUACUCAGUUGAAAAUUUCAUGAAAGGAGACUUUUAAAAAUAUAAUAAUAAUGCUGGUUAUGUUAUUGAUGGCGAUAUGAGAAAAGAGUCCUAAUUGAGUUAAGCCUUUUCCCACUUUACUUGGUAAUAUUCUUAAGGUAAUUGUAUGGUUGUAGAUCUUCAAGGUACUGAAGAUGGUCAAUUAACUGAUCCUUAAAUUCACACUCUCAAAAAAACUAAAAAAUUCGGUUAGGGUGAUCUUGGAUAUGAAGGUAUUUUAAGAUUCUUUAGAACUCAUACCUGUACUGCUUUCUGUAAAAGUCUUUAGUUGAUCCACCCUAAAAAUCAUAGAAAUGUUGCUGAUGACUAUAAAUUUGAAGAUUUCCAUGCUUUGUAGUAGUAAUAGAGAGAAAAGUAAAAGAAAUUGAGAUAACAAUUUAAUUUUGAUGACGAAAGUGAUAACGAAGAAGAUGACGUUGAAGAGGAGGAGGAAGUAGAAGAAUAAAAGGAGUAGGUUAAUGAAGAAGUAAAAGAAAAUGCAGAAAAAAGUUAACCAAUAAGCAAAGACUUUGAACAUGAAAAAAUUGAGGAAAUCAGUAAAACUAUUCCUGCUAUUAAGGCUACUGAGAUAGAAUCAAAAGCUCCUUUAGAUAUUACAUUGGUUAAAAUGGAAGAAAAAAAAUUUAUUCAUUUUGAAGAAGCAGAGGAUGGUGUCUUUGGUAUUGAUGAAUUCUUCACAUUGAAGGUAGAUUAGAAACUAAUAGAUUCUUAUGUUCCUCCUGAUCCAUCUAAAAUUUCAAUCAAAAUCAAGGGUCGUACAGUUCCAAAAGCAGUUAAGGCAGUUGAUCCCAAUAAUUAUGACUACUCAGAAGUUAAGAGAGAUUGUACAAAGAUGAUUUGCUCUCUUUGUAAAAAGGUUGGAGAAUAUAACACUAAAAAUUUACUAUAAACUAAGAAAAAACUAAAUUAACUCAUCUGCAAUAAGUGUGAAGAGCUAUCUGCAGAAGCUCCUAAAAUGACCUUCGAUUGCUAAGUUUGCAAAGAUGUAUUUGAUAUAUCUUCAUAUGUAUUAAAGAUGAAAAGAAUCGAUAAGGCAUAUAGAUGUGAGAAAUGCUCUUUAUUCUGA